Fusarium vanettenii 77-13-4 is the source of this 1197-nucleotide messenger RNA. RefSeq lists its product as uncharacterized. The transcript is spliced from 5 exons. The coding region runs from base 1 to 1197 and encodes 398 amino acids. NCBI's taxonomy places the organism in Eukaryota, Fungi, Ascomycota, Sordariomycetes, Hypocreales, Nectriaceae. The record is from RefSeq and is a predicted model, not a curated record.
AUGAAGCUCUCCCUCUCUUUGUUGACCCUUGCGGCUACUUCCGCAGUCCAGGCUGCUGUUCCUGCGUUUCCCGGAGCCGAGGGCUUUGGUAAGGAUGCUAUUGGUGGUCGUAAUGGUGGUGAGGUCUACAAGCCUAACCGAAUUGUCGUGUUUGACGUCGGCGGCAUCAUCAAGAUUACUGGUCGCAUGGUCGUCUCCAAGAACGUUUACAUUGCUGGCCAGACUGCUCCUGGCGGCGGAAUCGUGGUGUACGGCAAUGGCUGGUCCUUUUCCAAUGCCAACGAUGCCAUCGUGCGAUACAUCACCAUCCGCAUGGGCAGAGGGGGAACCUCGGGUAAGGACGCCAUCACCAUCGCCGACGGCAAGAACAUGAUCUUUGAUCACGUCAGUGCCUCGUGGGGCCGUGACGAGACCUUUUCCAUCAACGGAGCUGUCUCCAAGGUCACCAUCCAGGACACCAUCAUCGCUCAGGGCCUCGUGUCGCACUCUUGCGGUGGUUUGAUGCAGACCGAUGGAGGAGUCAGUCUGUUCCGCAACCUGUACAUUGACAACAAGACCCGUAACCCCAAGGUCAAGGGAGUCAAUGACUUCCAGAACAAUGUCAUCUACAACUGGGGAGGUGGCGGUGGCUACAUUGCCGGAGGAAGUGACGGCGACAGCUACGUCAACAUCAUGAACAACUACUUUAUCUCUGGUCCUCACACCAGUGUCACUGCUUUCACACGAGGCAACGCCAACUUCCAUGCCUACGUCAAGAACAACUUCUACGACUCCAACCGUAACGGAAAGCUCGACGGCUCUGCCCUCUGCGAGAGCGCCACUUGCUACUCCAGCAUGGACAUCGUCAAGACUCCCUACGACUACCCCGCCCCUGCCACCGCCCGCACGGCGGAACAGGCUCUCAACGUGGUCCUCGCCAGCGUCGGAAACUCUCGGACCCGCGACGCAGUCGACACUGGCCUCGUCGAGGAGGUCAAGACGUACGGAAAGAAGGGAUCCCAGAUCUCCGACGAGAGUGACUUUGGCGGCGUGGGCACGAUUGCGAGCGGCAAGGCGCCUACUGACACGGAUGGUGAUGGUAUUCCUGAUGAGUGGGAGAAGAAGAAUGGUCUCAAUCCCAAUGAUAAGUCUGAUGGUAUGAAGAUUGCCUCUAACGGGUACACCAACCUGGAGAACUAUGUCAACUCUCUUGUUUAG